This is a messenger RNA of Microthlaspi erraticum, 669 nucleotides long. The record is from the annotation of a GenBank genome assembly. NCBI's taxonomy places the organism in Eukaryota, Viridiplantae, Streptophyta, Magnoliopsida, Brassicales, Brassicaceae.
AUGCUGGUGGCUCGGGCGGGUGCGACUGCGGUUUUUCUCGAUGGGAAAAUAUAUGUAAUGGGAGGUUGCGGGGAAGACGAGUCGGUGACUUGGAUGGAAGUGUUUGACAUAAAGACUCAGACUUGGAUGGCCUUGCCGAGCCAUGGAGCCGCCGAGUUGCGCAAGGAGCGUUGGUUUAUAGCCAAUGUGCUUGAAGGAAAGAUUUAUGCAAUUGCUGAGAUGAAACACUAUGCUUAUGAUCCGAAAGAAGGUACGUGGAGGAACGUUGUGGAAACGCACGAGGAAAGCUGGUGGCUAAAUAAGUGGUGUGUGGUAGAUGAUGUAAUGUAUUGCUAUUCACACUCCGGUUGUUGCAUGUGGUUCGACUCGAAAACUAGAAAGUGGUUAUUUGUCAAGGGUAGCGAUAUAGAUUGCAUGCGUAUAAUGCCUACAUGUGGCUUAGCAUCUGGUGUGCUUAAAGUAGCUAACCAUGGUGGGAAGCUUUUAGUUAUGUGGACCCCCAUGUUUGAGGCUAUUAACGCAAUCCCGAUGAGGAAUAUUUGGUGCGCGAAAAUCGCGUUAGAGAAGCGUCAUGGAGGUGAGGUUUGGGGUAAGCUGGAGUGGGUUGAAACCGUGCUUACGGUCCCCGAGUCCUUUACUUUCUCAAGUGGCGUGGUAGUUUCGAUUUGA